UCCAAAGAUCAUAUAUACAUUUCUUCUGAAUUACCUGUAAUAUCAUUAUUUGUUUUCCACCGAGUUCUUUGUUUGUUUGAGAUUUGAACAACAAUGGCGACAAGGCAAGAGAAGGAGCAAAGGGCCGAGGCGGCAGCAAGACAAGCAGCGGACGAACUUAGGGAUGUUAAUAGAGAAAGAGAUUAUGAAGAAAGAGUUGCUUAUAAGGAGGAAUGGGAUCAAUCUCCGCCGCAACAGCAACAGAGGCCCGGAGUUAUUGGGAGCAUGUUGAGGGCGGUGCAAGACACGUUCGGGCAUGCCAAAGAGGCCGUCGUAGGUAAUAAGGGCCACGAGGCGGAGGAUUUCUCUGGUCGAGGUACAGAGAAGACAUGGGAGAUGAAAGAUAAAGCUGGUGAGUACAAAGACUAUGCAACUGACAAGACAAAGGACGCCGCAGAGAGGGCGAAAGAGGCAACGGAUGCUACCAAGGAAAAGGCUUCUGAGUAUACAGAUUAUGCUGCUCACAAGGCAAAGGAAACCAGGGACUCCACCGCCCAGAAGGCCAAAGAAUCAAAGGAUUCAGUAACAGGUAAAGCUUCCGAGUAUGGAGAUUAUGUUGCCCAGAAGGCGAAGGAAUCCAAGGAUGCGGCGACCGGUAAGGCGGCUGAUUAUGCAGCUUAUGCUUCUCAGAAGGCCAAGGAAACUAGGGACUCGGCUUCCCAGAAGGCGAAAGAAGCCAAGGAUAAUAUCACAGGGAAGGCUUCCGAGUAUAAAGACUAUGCAGCAGAGAAAGCCAAGGAAGCAAAGGACAUGACAGCCGAGAAGGCGAAGGAAGCGGCGGGGAAGGCAAGAGAGGGGACGGAAUAUGCGGCAGAGAAGGCUAAAGAAGGAAGAGAUGCUACAGUGGAGAAGACGAAGGAAUACACAGAUUAUACCGUGGAUAAAGCAAAGGAAGGCAAGGAUACCGGUGUUAGUAAGCUUGGGGAGCUGAAAGACUCAGCUGCUGAUGCUGCUAGGAAGGCCAUGGGCUUCCUCACUGGAAAAACUGAAGAAACGAAGCACACGGCAUCCGAAACUGCAGAUAGAACCAAGGAAAAGUUGAGCGAAACAACGGAGUCAGCUAGACAGAAAAUGGAAGAGAUGAAGCUGAAAAGUAAUGAUGGUGGUCGUGGGGUUUCAGAGAGGGUGGUGGUGAAAGUUGAAGAUACGCGACCAGGAGCUUUUGCUUCUACACUGAAAGCAUCUGAUCAGAUGAGUGGCCAAACUUUCAACGACGUGGGGCGUGUGAAUGAUGAAGGUGUUUAUGAUCGAUCGGACAAAACCAAUCUGUGAUCUUUAAAGCACUGCACAUUCCUUUGGUGUAUGUGAGAGUAUAUAUAUAUAUAGGGUGGGUGGACUAUUGUGGUGUUUUUGUUUCCAUGGUUUUGCUUCUGCUUUUGUAUCUGUUCCGCUAUGGAGUGCUUUUUUUCUCGUUUGAUCAGGAAUACCUGGAAAUGAUGUAUAAAUAAAAGCCACCCAAAAAUUAAUAGAGAGAAUAUGGGUUAUAGUUUCAUGAUAACUAGAUCUCUUCUUCAUUUUAAUGCAGAGGCCGGUUUCAACUUCA
This is a messenger RNA of Gossypium raimondii (Peruvian cotton), 1582 nucleotides long. Its product is annotated as late embryogenesis abundant protein ECP63. The transcript is spliced from 2 exons. The record is from RefSeq and is a predicted model, not a curated record. NCBI's taxonomy places the organism in Eukaryota, Viridiplantae, Streptophyta, Magnoliopsida, Malvales, Malvaceae. The coding region runs from base 94 to 1311 and encodes 405 amino acids.